UUAAUAAACUUUUGGAACACUAAAAGUAAUUAAAUCUUGAAAAAUAAAACAAAUCACCUGAAGCUAAUAAAUAUGGAUAUGUAAGAAAGCAGCGAACAAGAGUUUUAUAAUGAUGAAACACUUUUAGAGGCGUUGACUUGUGAAGAAAUUCUAGAUAAAUACUAAAAAUCUCUCAAGUCAAACUCAAUCAAGCUUAUUCUAAGUCAUUUUAAUGAUUUUAUGCUCUAAGAUGGUGAUUAAAUAGUUAUUGAAUCCCUUAACAGUGAUUCUAAGACUAAAAAAAUCUCUUAGAUUAGAAAAGAAUUUAUCUCCUUUAUGAAAGAUAAAAAAUUCAACUAAAGGACCUUCUUAUCAAUCUUUAAGAGCUAACGCUUUUAAAAGCACUUCUAAUACUAUCUAUCUUACUAUUCCUCUGAUAUUAUCUACCAGAAAAACCAAAAAGAUGCUUUUAGUAAUGCUGUUGUUAUACACUUCUUUAAAAGGUGUUUUUCAAUCCCUAAACUCAUCAACUCCAUGAAACUCUACAAAAAAAACAAAGACAAAUGA
Molecule: messenger RNA, 546 nt
Organism: Tetrahymena thermophila SB210
Lineage: Eukaryota; Ciliophora; Oligohymenophorea; Hymenostomatida; Tetrahymenidae
Exons: 1
Source: RefSeq, a predicted model, not a curated record